CAACCACAACCACUCAUCCUCUCUUGUGUCGCUCUUCUAUUUACCCGCGGACCUAACAACCGUGUGGUGUCAUACCAUACCAUCCCGAGAACCGACGAUCGGUGACCCCAAACCGUCAUCACUCCCUUCUACAUGCCCAGACCAUAUUUUAUUCAAUGAUUGUGUUGAUCUGCUUGACUCCGCAGCUGACAUCUCCGAUUCUCCCCUUGUUCCAUUGAUUCUUCAAUAUUCUGUGUUGACACCCUCUAGGUCAAUACACCUUUUCUCUCUUUCGCUUUUUAUUCUCCUUUGUCAAGUUCCAAUCCAAACCCAUUCUUCUAGAUAUUCUUCCCGCCGCCAAAAUGCCCCAGCCACAAUUGCCUUUCGAGUUGAAAGACAAGGACUUGUUGCAUCAAGACUCGUAUGUUGAUGGAAAAUGGGUGCAGUCCAAAUCUGGCAAACGAUUUGACAUCAUUGACCCUGGUUCCGACAAGAAAUGGGCUUCGUGUCCUGACAACGCCGUAGAAGAUGUCGACGCUGCCGUCCAGUCGUCCUACAAGGCCUUUAAAGAAUACUCAAUCGUCAACCCUCGCAAGCGGGCACAGAUGCUGUUAAAAUGGCACGAACUCAUCACCGCCGCCAAAGAUGACCUGGCCAAGAUCCUGACUUAUGAAACGGGAAAGCCCCUGCCAGAGGCAUACGCCGAACUUGACUACUCACUAGGCUUCACCUGGUGGUUUGCAGGUGAGGCCGAACGCAUUCAAGGAACAGUGUCGGUCCCGAGUGCGCCGAACCGACGGACCUUUGUCAUCAAGCAGCCGAUCGGUGUCGCCGUCGCCUUGGUGCCGUGGAAUUUCCCCAUUGCCAUGAUCCUGCGCAAGGCCGGCGCCGCCUUUGCCGCCGGCUGUACCAUGAUCGUGAAACCCAGUCCAGAGACCCCACUGACCUGCCUCAGCCUGGCCUAUCUUGCCUCCAAAGCAGGCUUCGCACCGGGCGUCUUCAACGUCCUCACCACCUCUCUGGAAAACACUCCAUCCCUCUCUGAGGCUUUGAUCGUCCACCCACUCACCAAAAAGGUCACCUUUACCGGAUCGACCCGUGUUGGAAAGAUUGUCGCAGGUCUCUGUGCCAAGGGGUUGAAGAAAUGCACGCUCGAACUCGGCGGCAAUUGCCCGUUUAUCGUGUUUGACGACGCCGACCUCGACCAGGCACUUGCGCAAUUUAUGGCCUUGAAGUGGCGCCAUGCUGGUCAAGCCUGCAUCACCGCCAACCGUCUGUACGUGCAGGCCGGAGUUUAUGAAAAGUUUACCCAGAUGUUGGUGGAAAAGACCAAGACUCUCAAGGUCGGUCACGGUGCCACCGAGGGUACCACCAUGGGACCGGUCACCACCCCGCGCGGUCUGGCCAAAGCCGAAGAGCAGGCAGCCGACGCGAUCAAACGCGGAGCCAAGGUCGUCCUAGGCACAGGUAAAGCAUACAAGAACUCGACUGAAGGUGAAGGCAGUGGGCGCGGUAACGGAGUGGGCGGAUAUUUCAUGGAUCCCACCAUUCUGACCGACAUGUCGAGCGACAUGCUCAUUUUCAAAGAAGAGUCAUUUGCACCUAUUUGUGGAAUCUUCAAGUUUGAAAAAGAGGAAGAGGCGGUGCGGUGGGCCAACGACACCAGUAUGGGCCUCGCCAGUUAUGCAUUCACCAAAAAUGUGGACCGGAUAUGGCGAAUGUUGGAGAACCUGGAAGCUGGCAUGAUUGGUUUGAACACCGGCAAUCAAUCAGCAGCGGAAUCGCCGUUUGGUGGCAUCAAGGAGUCUGGCUAUGGCAAGGAAUCCGGAAAGGAUGUUGCUGUGAAUGAAUACCUGAUUUCCAAGACUGGCACCUUGACCAUUGACGGGCAGUACUGAGGGUUAAUGCGUCGGACUGAGGGAUCUUGACAAUAGUUUAUAGACAUAUGGAGGUAUAUGGAGGCAGAUUGUAGCAGACUGACGGUCGAAAUACCUAGUCAAUGAAUCAAACAACAGACGUGUAUUGAAUGAA
This is a messenger RNA of Exophiala mesophila, 2010 nucleotides long. RefSeq lists its product as uncharacterized. Bases 342 to 1877 code for a protein of 511 amino acids. Lineage: Eukaryota; Fungi; Ascomycota; Eurotiomycetes; Chaetothyriales; Herpotrichiellaceae. The record is from RefSeq and is a predicted model, not a curated record. The transcript has 2 exons. Gene Ontology annotation, molecular function: succinate-semialdehyde dehydrogenase (NAD+) activity.